ACAAAAACUGUCUAAAGGUCACAUGACCUGGGUGUGCUAAAGUGAGACGUACGUACACCUGUUUAUUUUGAAACGAAAAAACGAAUUUGUUGAAGCAGAGUUAAGUUAAGUGUUUGUUUUUUUUAAAUAAUUGUGAAUUUAGUUUUCUCUUGGGAUUUAUUAGUUAGUUUUCAGGCGGUUUACAGCGGAUUAACCUGACCAGACGUUGAUCAGACCUGUCGAUCAAAACUAGGAAGUGAGAGAGACUCAUCGGUGUAGUCGCGCGGCCGUCUCUACCAAUGGCUACAUGACUUAUAUAGAUCUUUCUUUACGAGUGAUAUUUGCUGUAUAUUUAUAUGUUAUGUAUUAGAGCGGUGUUAAGAAUUAAUUGCUAUUUUUGAUCAAGUCAUUUGAGUUAUACUGCAUUUGACCGCCGGAGGACCGAACUCACAGGUGUUGACACAGUAUCACGAUGAAUGACUCAACGGAGGCUAUCGGCUCUCUUCCGGUGGAUUUUAAUAAAAACUUGAACGAUUCAGUCUCUCGGUUGUCAUACUCAAUGCUGGCGACUAACUUAACCGACAUGUCUAACCUGACGGUCAUCAGAACAGGUAACAGGACUGAAGUCGUGCCGGACGACCAGAUGUUCCUCAACACCCCCACCGCUCAAGCUUUAUCGGGAAUCUUCGUAUGGUCGGCACUGAUCAUCACAUGUCAUCAGAUCUACUCACACCUAAGGUCUUACACGGUACCCAACGAGCAGCGCUACAUCAUCCGCAUACUCUUCAUCGUCCCCAUCUACGCCUUUGAUUCCUGGCUCAGUCUCCUGUUCAUCAGUAAUGACCAGUAUUACGUCUACUUCGACUCUGUUCGGGACUGCUAUGAAGCAUUUGUGAUCUACAACUUCCUCAGUCUGUCCUUUGAGUACCUCGGUGGAGAGAGCGCCAUUAUGUCGGAAAUAAGAGGGAAGCCCAUUCAGUCCAGUUGUCUAUAUGGCACUUGCUGCCUGGGAGGAAUGAGUUACUCUAUUGGGUUCCUAAGGUUUUGCAAGCAGGCCACCCUUCAGUUUUGUGUGGUGAAACCCAUGAUGGCUGUCAUCACCAUCCUCCUCCAGGCCUUCGGCAAAUAUCACGAUGGAGAUUUUAAUGUAAACGGAGGUUACCUCUACAUCACCAUCAUCUACAACUUCUCUGUCAGUUUGGCUCUUUACGCCCUUUUCCUUUUCUACUUUGCAACGAGUGACCUCUUGAGACCGUAUGAACCUGUGCUUAAGUUCCUCACCAUCAAAUCCGUCAUCUUCCUCUCAUUCUGGCAAGGUAUGGUAUUGGCUAUUCUCGAGCGAUGUGGAGUGAUCCCAGAAGCUCUGGUCAUAGAUGGACACGAGGUGGCUGCUGGUACAGUGGCGGCCGGCUGGCAGAACUUCAUCAUCUGCAUUGAAAUGUUCUUUGCCGCCAUCGCCCUCCGCUACGCUUUUACCUCCAAUGUGUACCAGGAGAAGAAGAGUCAAGCACCAGAAAAUGUAGCACCCAUGCACAGCAUCUCCAGUGGCCUGAAGGAAACCAUGAACCCUGGAGACAUGGUUCAAGAUGCAAUCCACAACUUCUCACCGGCCUACCAACAGUACACCCAGCAGUCCACACAGGAGGUAGUGCAGCCAAACACAAAUGGCAAGGCGGGAGUCAGCACCACCAAAACGUCAAAAAAGAAAUCUGACAAAGUGAUGCUGAUCGACACAGAUGAUGAGUUCUAGUUCGCAUUAUUUAAUCCAAACCAUUGAUUGUAACUUUAACAAAGACACUAAUAUUGUUUAUCUGAUGAUUCUUAUAAAAAGCUCAUACGCUUUCCUGAUGGGUUAAUGUUCGUCUGUAUGAUCCGGAUAUAGCUUCCCCUCUCAUUCCAAACUAAUCUUAUGAUGCACGUCUGAUAAGCACAAAGCAUCAGGAGUCGCUCAGACGGCAUAACGAUUUUGAAAGCUGCUGUCUGUUUGAAGUAUUUGCUCAGCAGCCCUUUGCUGGGUCUCACACCGAAUCAAACUGAAUUUCACUGGCUUUGGAACUCACACUUCAAACUGUUGUCGGGAGCUCGGGAAUCCUUUGUAGGAGUCGUGUCACGCGGACAAAGUGGGGACCUGACCGACUUCGAACUGAUUGAUUUGGAGAUUCGUUAAUUUUCACACCAGGCCUUUAAAGUGUGUUGGAUCUGAAGUAACCAAUGCGAGACUCGCAUGUAUUUAAAUUGCAAAUCAUUCGUAUUGAGCCAUUGUUCAGUUGGUUUAACUUAUAGGUUAUUAAUUGUACAGGUUUACCGGGGAAUAUUUAAAUGUUAAAUUUUGUUACAAUUAAAGGGUAAUUUACAGAUAAUCACAUCACAUGCAAUAUGUUUGUGGUACAAUGGUCUUUUCACCAAGUUUAAAGGUGCAGUGUGGGCUUUCUAGUGGUGAGAUGCGAAUUGCAACCAACCUCAAUUUCGAAACGCAUAGAGAAGCUACAAUAGUUGCCACAAAACAAACAUGCCUUCUGAGACAAAGCAGGGCAGAAAUUCGCUCUGUAAAACAGUUUAUCAUUUAGUGCUACUGUAAAAACAUUACAUUAAAGGAGUAGUCCACUUUAAAGAUGGGGUCUAUUGACUUUUCAUAGUAGGAAAAAAAAAUACUAUGGUAAGUCAAUGGGCCCCAUCUUUAAAGUGGACUACUCCUUUAACUUCUAUGUAAUGAAACUGCAGUGUAUGCAGAUAAAAAUGGCUAAUUUAAAGUUAAUUGAAAACAAUACAGUUCAUUAUGUGCAGUCAUUACACACCACUAAUAAUAUAUUUAUGUAUUUAUAUUGAAUAUUUGUCAAGAGAUCCUUCUAAAAGUCCCACACUGCACCUUUAAUGAUUGUCAAAAUGAUGUAUUUAGUCAAGUAUCAUUGAAAUGGUUAUGUAUUUACUUCUUUUUACAAAGCGUACGUACUGUUCAGUGCUUUCAAAUAAUGUCUUUGAAACCUUCUGAAAUUAAAAAUAAGCCGACCUCUGGAUUAUGGGUAUGUAUGGAUACAGAAUUGUUUAUAUUCUUUCGAUGUCUGUAAAGAUUUGGACUUAUGUAAUGCAGCAACCCACCCUAUCAGACUAAUGAAGGAGCCAUGUAUAACCUCUUCUUUGUUUAGAGGUGACAUUAUGUGACUGCUCAGGCUAACAAGUAUGAGUUGUGCCAAUGACUGCUGCCUUACAAGUGUGGAAGAAGGAUUGUAAUAAAGUCUAGUACUGUA
Messenger RNA from Paramisgurnus dabryanus, 3224 nucleotides. It is a transcript of the gene tmem184a, whose product is annotated as transmembrane protein 184a. NCBI's taxonomy places the organism in Eukaryota, Metazoa, Chordata, Actinopteri, Cypriniformes, Cobitidae. The record is from RefSeq and is a predicted model, not a curated record.